Cinara cedri is the source of this 36740-nucleotide messenger RNA. NCBI's taxonomy places the organism in Eukaryota, Metazoa, Arthropoda, Insecta, Hemiptera, Aphididae. The record is from the annotation of a GenBank genome assembly.
AGUUCACAACGUGCGCUCGUUUCGUCCGCUCUUGCUCCGCGUCUGUCCGUCCGUUUGCGCCGUUUCGCGCGUCGCGUUUCUAACGGUUUUAUGUUAUCGUUUUCGUACGCCAUCGUCUCAUCGUUGUCGUUAUAAUCGAUAAUUGCUAUUUUUGUCGACCGAUCUCCAGCAGCUGCUGCCGAACAAAACGGAAAGUUUUCGUUUUUUUUUUUUUUUUUUUUAUCGCGAAUAUUCCAUCGUCAUCGUUAUCACACAGGUACGUCGUAUUUACGUUAUUCCGGUUCGUCCUUUUUAUUUUUAGACUCGGAAAUUAUAUCGACAACAAUUAUAUUAUACGAUAUCGUGUUUAUCGUUCGCAAUACUGUUAUAAUAAUAUACCUAAUGUAAUAUUAUUGGCAAGGCGUCGUCGAGGGUAUUUCGGCGUACAAAUUAUGUUCGGUAAUCACGGAAAUCUUUGGUAAUAUUACGGGAAAACUUAUAGAAAAUCUAGGUAAUCCGGAAUCUGGCGUGCACAGUAUUGAUCGGUGAUUUACCGUCUGUGACGUCGCACGCGUGUUUUAUCGUUUCAUUCCUGUAGGGAAAUUUUUACGUUCAGCGUGGUCAAUUUUGGGCCGUUGGCCCCUCAGAUAUCGUCGCGAUAUCAAUAAUUGAUUAAACUCGAAGUCGAGAAUAUUAUAUUUUCUACGUUUAUUUCUCUUCCGCUCCUCCCCCCCCCGUUCAAAUUUUUACACGAGCGAGCGAAUUAUCACAAAAUUCUUCACUCUUCAUCUCGCUUGAAAAUAUUGGAAAUAGGUAACGCUCGCGCGCUCUUGUCCACUAUACAUUCCAUCAAUACAGAAAUAGUUUCUCAAUAUAGUUCCUCUUUCGGGGAGAAUAAUAAGCCGAUUAAUUAAUAUACAAUGGCCACCCUCCGUUCGCGUGUUGUAGUUGUCCCGAAUUAAGGUACCAAUUGUUAUUAUUGUCGGAUAAGACUCAUGACGAACGAAAAACGGUAUACCGCCGGAGAGUAAAUUACUACAAUCACUGUAUAAUCGGGGAUAUCUAUGGUAAUCUCGAUAAUCAUUGAGAAAAUCGCGGUAUUCCGGAAUCCGGACGUGUACACAAUGCGAAUCGCCGACUCAGCCUCUGGAUUCAGCUGAAUAUUAUAGAAGUCUAGUAUCGAUUUUUUUUUUUUGAAAUAUCGAAUUGAUCCCUUCCGUAAUCAGUAUAUCGGUUUUUACUUUACAAAACUCCCCUCCCUCCAUUAAAAGUAUUAAAACCGAUUAAAAUGCACUUUGCCACGCUAAAUUUUUUUUUGUGUAUUUCAACGCUGAUUCUUAAACUGUUUGAAUUUUUUUGCUGAAACCAUUGUUAAAGAAGUCAUGACAAAAAAAAUUUCAAUGAUGUGUUUUUUGACGCUGAAGAUGAUGGCGCAAUCGAAAUCUUUUAUUUAUACAUAUUUUACAAGUUAUAUCGAUAUAAAGUGUGUCGUUUUUAUGAUUUUCCAAGUUCAUUAUAAUAGUAUACGGACUAUUAUAUAUUAUUAUAGUCUCGUUUUUUUUUUUAACUUUUUCCCCUCCGUUAUGUACCCGACGCGGUUUUGUACAACAAUAAUCGAGUGUUAUUUUCCGUGUAAAACAGUCCGAAUGAGCGUAGCGUGCGAGUGAAAAAAAAAAAUUCGUGAAGGAGCGUUGUAAAGUGCAUUUGUUCCUUAAAAUCCAAGUCGGACUUAUAAUGAAUUCGUUUUAGAUAGUAGACAAUAUAGAGGUAUCUAACAUAAGUCGGAAAACCCGUCUAGUGCUGUGAUAUAGUUACUGGACUUGUGUAGGUUAUAGUUCUGCUGCAGGACUCUACGCGGGGUACCCAAGAGAAAGAAACUUUUUUCGUCAGUCUCCCGACGAGUUCGUAGCGUUUUGUAAUAUUUUAAUUGCGGACGUUUUCUUUUAUCUGAAUUAUUAUUAGUUAUUAUUAUUGUAUUAAUUUGUGCGUGUUAAAUUCGAAUAUAAAUGGCACACGCUCGAAAUAGGUAGUACGUAUAUCGACUAAGUAAAAAUUAAAAAAACGAAGUGGUUCGUUUCCCACCGUAAAUAAUUUAAUAAUUAUGUUUAUGCGUUUAGAAAAAAAAAAAACAAAACGAAGAAAGUUCGAAUUAUAAUUUAAUAUGUGGCACGUGGGCAAAUCGUAUGCCUACAUUAUAAGUGGCCUAGUGGGUCGCGAGUGUUUCAUAUUACCUAUGCAUAUUUUUUUUAUUACCUAUUAUAGAUUUGAAUUGCAAUAAUGCAAUGAUUGGCAAAUUUGUUUUCGCGUGGGUACCUAUUUAGUCAAGUUAUCGAUUUGUGUAUCGAUACUUUACUUUCCGGUUUUAUAAAAAACAAAAAAACAAAAUUCUACAGGCAUGCAACUACGUUCGGUUUAAUGACAGAAUAUAAAUAUUGUUAUUGACUCGUUUUUAUAUCUUCGACGUAUUGGAUUCUAUAAAUACGUCCUAUCCUACGGUAUUUAAAAUGAUUUGUAUUUUUUCGGCGGCGAUUUCAAUCGUAUCUAAAAUUGGUAGAGAUUUAUCUAUGGGUUUAAAAGUAAAACUAAAUUACGUUUUCCCCACCCGAUAUUCCUUAUCGGUUUAAACUCGCCGUAUCGUUUCGUUGGUGCGUCGUUAAUGUAUUAGAACACGGUAACGAUUGGUAAACGCAUGGAUACCGAGUGGCGGUGUAUAACGUUGUGCAUUUCUGACGAUUUGAACGAAAUACGUACUAGACGCGCGCAAUUAACCGUCUAUUAAUAAUAACGCAUAUAAAACGACUAAACGACCGGAUAAAUAUCUUCCCAAUAAGGUUAUUACUGAACAAUUUUUAAAAAGAUUAGUUACGUCUUUAUAUCAUUUUUAUUCGUGUUCAAUAACCCCGUAAUAUAUUCGACAUAAAGUUCCGUAAUCUGUGAACUUUGUACCGUGUGAGACUUUUCGACCGAGUGUACGCCAGUAACAGGCAGUUCAAUAAACUAAAAGUGUUUUUUUUUUUUAAAGAAACUUUAGAAUAAUCACAAUUCGAGUUUCCCGUAAUGCGGAUAAACUUCGUACCUACCUACGCUACAAUAAUAUAGUAUAGAUCAGCGGUUCUCAAACUGUUGUACGCGUACCACUGAUGGUACGUGGUAGGUAACAGCAUGGUAACAGUACAGAAAAAUAAAUUAAUCAAUACAAGUGUUUUUUAAUGGAUUUGAUACUAUGAUUUACAUUAUUAUUAUAUUGAAGUAUAUUACUGUCUUAAACCGUUAUCGUUUUGAAAUAUAUGCAAAAACGUUAUGAAUAGUUCAAUUUUUUUUGGAUCUGUCACGUACCACGUGAUAGAUCCAUAAUAGAUAUAAGUGGUACGGGGAAUUAAAAGUUUGAGAACCUCUGGUAUAGAUAAUAAAAUAAUUUAUUUUUGCAGUUAUGGUAAUUUUUUUUUCAAUAGCAGAUUUGAACGUUGUUUUCCGAAUAACUAUUGAUUUUUUUCAUUAUCCAAGUACGAAUUCCUAGCGGUACGUUUGCGAUUGUUUUCAAGAUCGUCGGCGCAGACGAGUCUGCGGGUAUUGGUCUGAAAUAAAUUGUUGAAUGAUGAAUAUUUUUUCGGUAUCGCGGCGAAAACGAGCGUGUAUCGUAAUGACCGUAAUAAUAGUGGAAAAAAAUAAUGAAAAUACACACGUCAGCCGUACAAGAAAAAUAAUAAAUUUAAAAAAAUAAAAACCACGCACAAAACUUACUCUUGUAGUGUUUGAACGUUGUGUACAUACUAUUAUUAUUAUUUUACACGAUAUUACCGCCGCGUGUGUGUGUUGUUGCGGUGUUUGUAUUUUUCGUUAACGUUUUCUCCGCGGUUAUUCGUGUUUGUUAUUAUAAAUAUUCGAGAAGAAUAAAAAAAAAAAUUAUUCUUUACGCGGUAUACAAUGGGUGGUGCGUGUUGGUUUUCGUUUAAACAAUUUCUUUUACUCUCUUAUCAAAAUUAAAAAAAAAACGUCUUAUUAAUUUUUUUUUAUAAUGGUAUAUAUAAUAUAUCCACCGGUGUAUAAUAUACGUCUUCUAUUCUAUUAUGUUAUUAUACUUUUAAAAAGACGAACGUAUUAUAAUAUCGUACACACUACCCGGUUUGCGCUGCGGCGGUCGUCGCCGAGAGUACCUAACGUAUAAAACGAGAGGGACGUCGCGCGUUGUAAUAACCUGACCGCGUAUACAGGGCGAUUCCAUUGACGAUCUACGGUCGGAUUUCGGGGGUAUAGGUUUUUAUCCCGUUCGUUCGACGAUACCGAUAGAAUCGCCGUUUAACGAUCGUAUGUUGAGAAAUGUUUUCCAAAUCGGCGAUACGGUCGGGUUAUCGACACGCCUAUACCUACUGACUUACCUAUAUGGAUUGCCGUUCGCGAAUCGAAAGUCGACCAGCGGGGUAUGGUGAGUGUACGCCAUGUACGGGGAAUAAUGGUCGGAAAAAAAAAAACUAUAAAGAAACGAUAUUAUCGUCGUCGAGAGUUUAAUACUAUAACAACACUAGUUCAAACGUCGCGGACGUAAUGUUAUAUACGAAGAGAAGGGAAUAUUUUCCCGGGCGUUAACGUCGCUGUUUUUUUCGAAAAUAUUAUCACGGCUAUAACGGUAGGUAUUUGGGUAAAAACCAAACGUAAACUCCGUUUGUCGAACCGGGACGGUAAAACGCGCGGGGAUACUCGUAUGUAUUUUGUUAUUAGUCUUCCUCGACGAUUUAGAUUCACCUCUCCCACCAUCCACCCGAUAGCGAAUUCACCGACGUAAUAUUUUCUCCGUACCCGCGUGUAGAUUAUUAUUAUCGCCGCCGCGCGAUGAAAUGUAAUCACCCUGUACAAAACGGUCUCUUUUGUGUCCGACGCCCGGUUUACAAUGUACUGUGUAUACCUACUGUACGGGCCGUACGGCUACGCGCGCAGACGAUUCCCUACCAUCUGCCCCUCUCACUUUUCAACCACUCGGCGGGUGGGUAGGCGUACGCUACACGAUGAGCCGAACGGACGCGGCCGGUAUUUGUGACGUGCAGCUGUUUUUGGCGCGUAAAUUCACCUCGUCUACCGAAGAAAAAAUAACAAUAUAACCAGAAAAAAAAAAACGUGCCAAUUUCUUUUGUGCCUUUCUCCAAACCCCUUUGUCGUCGACCCGACUUCCCUCCGCUUAUAAUAAUCGGAAAAGAGGUCAACGGCUUUUCGCGUUUUAAACGGUAGUUAUCGGUCGCAGGGGUUCGGACCGUUAAAACAAUACAUGAGUUUAAAACGGUUAACAACCUCUGGGACGUUGGUUUAUUUACAAUCGUUUCGAGCGUAUUAAUUUUUUAUUUUUUUAAUCGUUUCAAUUCGGUUUUCAAUCAAAUUGAUUUCCUUAUUUUAAAACAGAUAACGCGAUAUUUAAAAAACACCUAGAGCGAGGUUACAAUUUAUUAAUAAGUGAUGAUCGUUAGCAAAAGUGGCGAUAUUGGCGAUGUUUAAUUUUUUUAUUAAAUAGGGUACCGUUUGAUUAAAAAAAAAAAAUAAAUAAUAUUGUAAAUAAAUAAAACAAUUGUAUUAAUCGUAUUUAUAAUUCCAUAAGUAGUAACAUAGACGAGAAACGAUUUGGAUCAUAUUAUUAUAGCAGAUAAUACGACCGGGAAAAAAAAACUAAAUUUGGUACGUGACACUGUUGCGCCUAGUCACGGGGAUUUUUUUUUAACAUUGCGCGUGGCGUCAUGGAUCCAUUCGCCGUUUGUGUCUUAACGAGCAACAAUCCCGCAGCUGCUAAAGAACUUAAUUUUUUCCAAACGACCAAAUCAAAUGUGUUACGGAGUACCCCGUAAUAUAUAUAAUGUAUUCGUACGACUGUGUUACAUUUCGGUUCAACAUUUUAAUACAAAAUGACAAACGCGUUGUAAUAUUAUACGAAAACGUAUUAUUACGAAUUUACGCAUUCUCUUUCCGGGUAUCCGCCAACUAUACCUGCGUGCGCGUGUGACUGUUGUGAUGGUGGACGUGAGAAACCGUGAUGUUUAUUUAUGUUUAUGAAUAGUUGCCCGAUGUUCCUCCGGAAGACUAUGCGUGUGAAAAUACAAUUUAAUAUUGGAGACUUUCAAUCGAAUUGUGUAACUGUAUUGUAUUAUAGUAGAUUACAUUUUACGAUCUAUUUAUUAAAACAAUAUUAAAUUUGCUCUUAAAAUUAUUUGAAUUUUAUGUCAGCGUACCUGUUAUCGCGUUACCAACCCCGUGUUAUGAAAUAUCGACGGUCGCAUUGAUGGCCAUACUGUAAUCGAGUGGCGUACGAGUCGCCAUUUUAAUGCGCACGCACUUUGCGUUGAAAGGAGACGGCGUUACGCACAAACAAGUCAUGUGAAAGAGAGGUCCAAUUAAUUAGCCACUUUGCGCUCAUCUCCAUCAUUAUAUAAUAGAUAAUAUUAUACGUACGCCAUAAUAUUGUACGUUUUCUUUUGUUAUUUAAAGAGGAUAUAAUAUUGUAUUACGAUUUCGUCCGUUGGCAUCAAUUUAUAUACACGAAUUACAUGUCAACAAUUUCGGUUGGAUCCAAUGUUGGUUCAACAUUUUAUGGUCGAAGGGACAUUAAAAAUAUUAUAAUAAUUAGACGUGUUGGAGUUUUUUUUUUCUUGCAUAUUCUUGUAGAUUAUAGUUAGAACGCGGAUUUAUACUCACUUAAAAUAGCCAAAAUAUUAUGCUUAUAAUAUUAUCUUAACACUAACACAAAUUUAAUAAAUAUAAUAUUUUUAAUGUUAAAUGUGUAAACGAAAUAAGUCAAAUAAUACACACAUUAAAAUAAUAAAUUAAUUAACAAUCUUUUGUUAAAAUAAAUUAGUAUUCAUCCUUUCAAUUGUAUCACCUUAAUGACAGUGCAGUAGUUUUUAGUACAGAUCAAAAAAAUAGGAACUUCAUUAACCAGCCUUAUGGUUUACCUUGAAUAUAUAAAAUCUUAAAUAUUAAAAACUGGACAAUCACAUAAUUUAUAUAUUACGCUUGAAACAAUUUAUCAUAAUGUAUUGUUCAGUAUUUUCAAGAGUCAUGUGAGGUCUCAUAUAGUGCCAUUGAAAACUAUUGUAUGACAUACCCAACAAUAAAUUAUUAUAAAAUAGAAAAAACCUACCGCAGCGGUCGAAAUGUACAUAAUUUUUUUAAUUCCUAGAAAUAUUUCAUUUCAUAUAUUUUUAAUUAGUCAAAUAUACAAAAAUAUGAUUUUAUAUGAAUAUAUUCUCUUAACAUCGAAAUAUGCAUUUUUAUGCAGAAUACAAUUUUGUAUUCAGAUUCGUUGUACUGUGAAUCGUUGGCAUAUCUAUUCUCGUGUGUGUGCUGUACAUCCAUUAAAAAUAUGUUUUUACAUAGAAAUCCGCGCUGUAAUUAUAAUAAUUGACAUUCAAAAAUGAAAAAAAUGUUGUUCGUUAAUGUUUUCAUAAACCCACGAUAAAAUGGGAUACGUCAUCAGUAAUGGUAUACAUAUUACACAUAGGAAUAAUUCAACUUAAUAUUAUUAGAACUUGUACUUAUACCCCUUUGCUACCAGACACUGUACAAUUAGAUCUUGUUGGUAAAUCACGCAUUACAAUAACAUACACACUGUUACUACUAGCAAUAUUGUUAUAACUAUAAUGAUAUUUAUAAACUUUAAUAAAACGGUUAGAUUAUAUUAUUAUUAUCAAGAAAAAUAAACAUCAUCCAUACAAAAUAAAUUAAAUUAAAAAUGAAUUAAUUUAUGUCAAUUGCCGGUGGAUGGUAAAUUCGGAAUAAUACGUUUUCGUUUAGUAUUUAGUAUUUAAACAUAACGUAAAUGCCAAUUUUUACUGAAAUAUUGAACCGAAAUGCGAUAUGAUUUGAUAAAAGUUUUUAUAAUGAGAACAAAUUUGGAAGAAAUUGAGGUCUCUAACGAUUUUUUUGAGUUGGAUGGUUCUUUAAGAAUUCUUGAUUCAUAAUAACGGCAUUUAUAUAUUUUUAAUAUUUUAAAAACUAUAUAAUAAUAUUAUAUUGUUUUAAACUUUUUUAAAAAAAAACACAUUUUUUACCUAAAGGCGGACGUGCGGUGACCGUAGAGUGUACGUACUUAUCUGUUGAUGUUUUAUUUAAUUAACCUUAAUUGGUAAAUACCAGUCGAAUUGAUUUAUCGCCAUUGAUUACUUAUAUAUAUAUAUAUAUAUAUGUAUAUUAUAUUUAUAAUAUUACGGAUAUUAUAGGUAGAUAGUAAUGUGUAUAAAGAGACUGGAAGUACAUCGAUAAAAAAAAAAAAUAUAUACGCAUAAAUAAGUAAUAAUAAUGUAAUAAAGAAAAAAAUAUGAUAAUUCUCUAACGAGAUUCGUAUUGGUUUAAUAUUAAUUAUUAUAAUCUUGGACCUAUGUACCUAUUCUAUAUACGAAAAGAAGAUUUGUAUGACUUUAUAAAACGAUCUAUUCGUUUUCAACGCGUGCAAUCACUAAAAUAUUUCUGUAUUUGUUAUUUUCUUAUGUGUAGGUAAAUAAUUAUUUUAUUGUUAAAAAAAAAAAAAUGUGCUAAUACAAUUUAGGCAAUCACACCUGUAAGGAGCAUCUGACCUAUAAAAUUAAAAGAAAAAAAAGAAUACAGAAAUACUAUCUAGAUAUGUUUUCGGAUUUUUUUUUUUUUUAAAUCCUAAAACGAAUUCAUCGAACCAUAAAGCACCUAGCCAUAAAUUAUUGUCCUAAUUUUUUAACCGAUUGGUGGCGAUUAUGCCUGGAGUCUCGAUUGCCAGUCACUGCGAGAAUUGUUGAAAUCGGUUUUUUUUUUUAAAUAGAAAAUGUUCAGCAGAAUCGUCGGGUUUUUUUUUCUGUUUGGAAGUGUUUUUUUUUUGUAGAUAUUUAUAGAUUUAUUUAUUUCCGCGUACCUAUAUCUGCUGUCGUACACCGAACGCAUUUCAGUUUAUCUAUAUAUAACUAAAUUGAAAUUCAGUUUCUCACGGGCUCGACACACUUUUACAAUAUUAUUCCUUUGUAAUUGUAUAUUCAAGAUAAAAUAUAAUAAUAUUAUAAACGCUUUAUUAGUCAUAUUUUUUUCAGCCGUGAGUAUAUAAUAUUAUAUUUGGUUACCUAUACGUCAUAAUAUCAUUUAAAACCUAGGUAGAAUAUUAUAAUGUACAAAAUAUCGUAAUCUGCAGGAAGACUAUUUCAAUAUAAUAUUAUCUAUACUGGUAGGAAUAAGAUUCGUAAUAAACAUUAUAGCGCGCGUUCUUAAAAUCCGAACACUUCAGUCUUGUAUUUACCUAUUUACAUAAUGACAAAUUAAUACCCUUCAGGUAAAUUAUGUUAAAAAUAGAUACGAUUUCCUGAGGGGACGGGGGGGGGGGACUAUAAUGUUAUUUUACGAAAUGCGAUACACGCAUAAUUUUCAAGGUCCGGACACGUACACUGUAAAAUACACUCGCGUAAAGUUUUCAUUGAAAAUAUUAUGUUAUGAGAUCUAUAUAUUAUUAUAAUAUAGAUGUAUAACUUAUACCAAAAGGAUUAUAAUAAUAAUAAAAUAAAAUGUAUGCGAAAACGAUCGAAGGUAUCACGUUUUCACAUUGUAUAUAAUAUAUAGGUACUCGAGGUUCUGAGUGUACCUAUAGGUACCUGUAAUAUAGGCAUAAGUGUCAGGUUUUGAAAAUAUCACGGGGCUCACUAUUUUAGAGUAUUUUUAUACGUUGCUAUCUUUCGCCUGUCAUAUAUAAAUAAUAUUCUCUAUUUUUAUUUUCCUUAUAGUGUUCGUUAUACUGCAAUUACUUUUAGUUACGUUUUUAUUUCCGAUUUUUAAUGAUGCACUAUAACAUUAUUAAAAAAAGUACAAUUUUUAAAAUUAUAAAUUUUAAGUAUCAAAUGUAUGUCUCCGCAUUUGGGAGUUAUUAAUGAAUUGGUUUGUUAUAAUUUCUAAAAUUAUUUCUUCAUGCAAUUAAUCUCAUAGAAAAAGGACCAUAUUCAUCUUGAAUGUCUAAAAAUGUAUGUGAUUCACUUCUUUAAUAAAACACUUUGGAGGUUAUUGUGAGUCAUGGGGGUACCCUCAGAUCUUCUUUUUCUUCAAACACUCUUUCGUUGAGUAAAAAUGGUCCAAAUUGUUCGCAUUGUACUUUUAAAGAUGUGAAUUUUUUACUCGGUUGUACCUAUUUGCAAAUUCGUUAUAGAUUUCCAACAGUUAAAAACAUUUUUUUUUUUCAUAAAAAUUGACAACUAAUGACAAUAUACAUUUUAUUAUUUUUGAUUUUCGUGGUACAGUAGGCCAUAAUUGAAAAAAAUCACCUAUAAUACUUAUACCUAACCUAUAAUACCUUAUCGAUUUACCGAGCUCCGAUCAGAGUUGUCUUUUUAUUGUAAUGAUUUAUCGUUGUUUUCAGUAUAUUAUAAACUAAAUAACCAUGUAAUGCCAUAAACAAAUACAAACUUCUGACCUAUAACAUUGGCCUACCCAUGAUAAGAAUUAUAUCCGGCUUUUUAAAUAUUGCAUCAACGUUUGAUUUGAUCUUACCGUCAGAAUAUAGUUCCAUUGUUUUGUACGAUUUUCUACGGGAAUAUUAUUUUAACUUUCAUAAGUUUCUAUUUUGUUGCACAAGUGCGUCCGUGUCGGCAUUGAUACAUUUUCCGAAAAUAAUUGACGAUUUUGUGCUUGUAACUAAUUCAAUGUUAAGGCCUUGAUCAAGGUUUAUUCAGAUGGGUUCAACAUUUUUCCAUUUUCCAUUUAUAAGAAUAUUGCACGGUUAACAAAUAAAUUGGAAAAACCGACCAAGACGAUACAUAUUUGGUUCGUAUGAUCAUUUAAUUUUGUGUUAAAAUGCGAACUGAACAUAUAGUAUAAAUGUUAUAUAAUAUUUAUAUUAAUAUUGUAUAAUAUAUAUUAUUUUUUAUACACAUGAGUGUAUAUGUAUUUUUCAUUUUGAUCAAACGUUGAUUUUAAUGUAAUGCCUACGUAAAUUAGAAAUAAGUUCAAGAUUAAUAUAUUAUAAUGGUUUUCUAAAAUACAUUUCAAAAAUCUUGUUAAUAUUUUAGAUUCUGAGUGGGUACUGCAGUGGUUCUCAACCUUUUUGACAACUUUUAACAGACGUAUAAUAUCUUCCUUGAUAUCAUCAGGUAACUCAUUGACUUUAACAAUAAAAGGUUAUCAAUCUUUUCACUAACCGUACUUAAUCAUACUUUAUCUAAACCACCAUAUUCUGAGAAAUACCGAUUAAAUUCGUCUUUAAGUUUUUGUAAAUGCAAUAAUAAUAUAACAUAACAUAAUGUAAUGUGGCUAUCGUAUAAACCGUAAUAAUAAAAGUGUAGUUUUACAUAAAGUGAUUCUUGGGCAAUUUCGGCCGAUUGGUCAAUAAUUAUUAAUAAUUAUUUAGUAUACACCAUUAUUAUUAUUGAUAAAAAUAAAGUUGAUCAAAGUUAUGUGUCAAAUAUUAUUCUAUAGGGAUGAAAUAAGAAAUUUAAACAUGGAUUUGCGCUUGGUUAAUUUUUACAUUUGGUCCAAUUUUGACAUGACGACGACGACACGGGCAACUCGGUCAGUGGCGUAUUUAGGAUUUGAUCGAGAACGGAGAUAUUAAAUUUGGAAAUUAUGUCUUAUUAACCUAUAGACCAAAGAAAAUAUCGAUUUUGAAUUCACAAAAAUACUUUUGUUUUAUAAUUCAAUCUGCCUUUAAAUUAUCAUUGAAAAUAACUAGAUAUUAGUAAUUAUUUUAGAUUUAUUUAGUAUUUGGGUAAAAAUCUAACCUCUUUCAUAGUAUAGUGGUUUUAUUUCAAACAAGAAAGUAUAUUUGUAUUCAAAAAUAUAGAUAGUCAUAAAAAUAUAAUAGAUAUUGAAAAAAUAUCAAAGAGGAAGAUACUAUAUUUCCUAAUCUCUCCUCCCUCCUCUUCCUCCGUAAAUACGCCACUAAACUCGGCAAUACGAUUUUGGUAUUGAUACUGAGUUUUACUUUUUAUAAAAAUUCAUAGACGCCAAUAUUGUGUACAUCAGCGAGGUGUUUGACUUGUAUUUUACGACAUAUUAUGUAAAGUAAGCGAAAAAGAAUAUAAUAUCGCGUUUGUUUUUCAAAUACAAUGAAUCGAUGUCGUUACAUUUCUGAGUUUUGAUGCGAUAUAGUAGCUGUAUAUUAUAAGAAAUAAUAAUGCGUCGCGAUUGCAUAUUAAUAUAUUUGUUGUUUGUAUCCUGUGCAGUGACGUUUUUAAUUUAUUGUUUCGUUAUUUUUUCAUUUCAUUUCGAACACAUGAUUUUUUAUGGGUAUGAAGUAAAACUUAUAAAAAUAUAUUAUUAUUUUUUCGCGUUCGCGCAUAUUUCAUCGAAAUCUGCAAAUAGCACAAUAUAAUAUAAUACCUAUAAUAAUUAUCACAUCGAAUUUCCACAGUAUUUAAGUGUGUAGCAAUAAUUAUCGUACGGUGCGUAUAAAAUAUAUUUCAUACAUGUAUAUAUUCAUGGGAAGUGUAUUUUAAUGUUACGAAAUAAUCACAAUAGGCACACAAUAAUAAUAAUAAUAAUAAAAAUAAAAAAAAAACUACCUAUUGGUACCUAUCUAAUUAUUUACUCAUUUUUUUUUUUAUAAUAUAGCUGCAGUUAACGGUCCACUAGUAUCUAUAAAUAAUAAUAUAUACAUAGACGCGUGUCAAAUGACUGCAGCUAGAAGGAAAACGACUAAGCGCCUGGAUGCAUUCAUAAUACUGUGCGAAAUCGAACGAAAUCAACUUACUUUUCUGUUUUUUUUUUCUGCAGGUAACAAAACGAAAAAAAUUAAGCAUUCUGACCGAGUUUGUAUUGCGUUCGCGCUUUCCAAUGUAUCGAACAUCAUCGUUCGAAUUUAAUUAAACUAUGUUUAGUUAUCGAUAAUAUUGAUAUUUUUCGAAAAAAAUCGAGUUUUUUUUCAUUAUAAAUCCUAUAAUACCUAUAUCUUUAAACUUGGGGGGCGCUCUUUAAGUUUCUUAUAAAUUGGUGUAAAUAUUUUCUGGUGGAAAUUUCCUACAAUUCGCUAGACGUUGGACUGAUUAUUGUUAAACAAUAUUGUUGAAAUAUAUAAUGCGGUUUAAUAAAAAUAUUAAAAAAAAAAAAAAAGAAUAUUUAAGCUUGUAGAAUGUCACAACCAAGAUAUCGAUUAACUCCUGGGACAAUUAUGGACGUUGUCUAACGUAUGUGUAGGUAAUUAAAUACAAUCGAUUUUAGACUAUGAGCAUUUUUUCCGCCCGUGAACAACUUUUCUACCAGAAAUCUUCUAUCUAAUUAAAAAAUUACAAAAAACCUUUUUCGAAUUUUAUUGUGGUGCACUGAGAAAGUAACAUUUUUAGUUUUCAUAGUGAUUUAGAAAAUCCCAAAAAACCAGACAAAUAUUUUGUCUUUUUUUCUUAAAAAAAGCUUUGAAAAACGGAAUUGUCUUAUUUUUAUAACGGAUCCCUCGCUUAAUAAAAUUACAAUUGUUAAUCAAGUUUUAUACAACAUAGUGAACUAAUCAAUCACAUCAUUAUAUAGUUUUUCUUUACACUUUAUAGGUACGGGUAUAUUGGCGUACUGUGGGCAAUUUUAUUAUUGAGUUAUUAACGCAUCUUUUGAAAUAGAUCUGGGUAGCUAUUUAUAGUAUAAUAUAAUAAUUACUUGGUCGCAAUUCAUAAACAGAUUUUUAAUCUGAUAAUUAUUGUAAAAUGACCUAAGUAUUGUAGGUAUAUACCUACGUCAGUUUAAUUUUAAUUUUAAAUUAUUUCGUAUUUAUUAAUAUUAAUUAUUAUGCAAAUAAUUAAUUAUAUGUAAUGCGAUGUUAUUAGUUUUAAAAAAUAAAAUAAAAACUGUUGUUUUUUUCUUUCAUAAAAUCCGUCUUACACCGCCAUUCGAAAAUAAUAUAUUUGGUAUUAUAUUUUGAAGGUUAUGUUUAAUUAAUUUUUAGAUCCAUUAUUUUUAUAUUAUUUUAAUACAUCCAGCAGGUAUCUACUGCAGCGAUGUGUGCGUGUGCGUCUACGGGUUAAUAGCUUCCUCCUCAAUUGUUCAGAUACUUCACCUAUACCUAUCUCGGAGCAAUGGUAUUUGUUUUCUUUAUUCGACUACCUAUAAUUAGCUAUAGGUACUUUUAAUUUUUUUCUCCUCGUCCUAUAGAGUAGCGUUAAAAAUGCCAACAAAAUCGUCUAUUAUAUAGCUACUAUAUGCGGUUUAGGCAGAAUUCGAUUUGGUUUAUAUUUAAUAUCGUACGAGUGAGUUUUAAGAGUUAUAUAUAUAUAUAUAUAUAUAUAUACGAGUAUAAUAUAUAAGUAUUUUUUUAAAAAAAACCAGAUAUUAUUGCAAACGAAGGAUAAUAAAUUAAAAAUACGUUUUGACCCGUCGUUAUUAUCAUAACAUUUUUUUCUAAAACAACUAUGAUGUAUCUACAUAUUAUUGUGUUUGUUUUAAUGGAUAAAAUUUGUAUAAAUAUUUACUCUAUAGGAAUUUAUAACAUUUUUUUUUUAAAGCAUAUAACAUAAUAUACCUACUGAAAUAUUGGAAUCGAGCCACGUCGUCGGCGGGGCCGAAAACACUCCGCUUAAAUUUCCAGUUGGUUAUUUUUAGCGGAACGGCCGACUAAGAAUUGUGGUAGUGUUCCAGUUGUUAAAAUUAGAAUUUUCAAAAUUGUAAAUAUUAUAAUACAAUUUUCGAUCUGUAUAUAAUAUAAUAUGAUGAAGUGUGCACUCGAUCGUUUGUCUGUCUGGUUAGUGUACAGCUGCAUUAAUCGGCGUAUCGGUUGUAUGUUUUGAAUAAUUUUUAUACAUCUAUCUAUUAUCGGUUUUACCUCGAAUCCGUUCUGAUUUCUAAUUUGUUAUAUUGUUCCGCUGCCGGUAGUCGCGUGAUGGGUUUUAAAAAGAUUCGGUACGCCGUACUAUCGCGGUUUCCAAAAAAAAUCAAAUGAGUGAUUUACAUGAUUUUCAUAUUAUGUAUACUCCGGUCAUCUUAGUCGAUAGAGCACGAAACUCUUAAUAUCGGGGUCGUGGGUUGGGCAUCGCUUUGUCGUAUACUCCGUUUGAGUACUGAGUAGGUAUUACACAUUUAAUAUAAGACAAAACUAAAAUAUCACGACAUUCAAAAAUAUAUUUAUUUACUUUUAACGAAGGAUCUUUUGUAAAAAAACUACGGUGGCGUUGACUAGGAUGUGCAACAUAAGAUUAAAUGUGGUUGGAUAAAGUGAAGAGAAGCAUCAGGUAUUUCGUGUGAUAAGAGAAUUUCAAUGAGACUCAAUGGUGAAUUCUAUAAAGUGUGUUGAGAUCGAUUAUGUUGUAAGGUUCGAAGUAUUGGGUGGUAGACAGAAUAUAGAACACAGUAUUAUACAAUAGUAUUAUUGUAGCAAAGAUGAAAAUGCUGAGGUGAAUUCGAUAGUAGACAAAAUAAGAGUAAGACUGAGGUUGUUUAGGCAUAUUAUGGGAAGAGAAGAAUCUGAAAAGCUGUAAUAAUUGUAAUAAAAACAAUCAUUAGAUGAAAAACAGGAAGAGAGAGGAAUACUGAAAAAAAGAUAGUUGGAUGCGAUUAAGAAUAAUAUGAGAAUAGCCGGUCGUUGGUGUGGGGUGGGAAAUUGGGUCAAGUGGUGGUUUAGGAUUAGGGUGGCCUAUCUCAAACUAGUUUGUAUUAAGUCGAAGGAGAAGAAAAAUAAAACAUUUAACAACGGCCAUACGUUUAACAGUGCGGACGUGUCCGGGUAAAAGAAGAUGUGAAGACAUAGUUCUCUUCCUUAUACCUUUAUUAACUUACUAACUUAUUUCUUACUUUCUAGUACUUUCAGUACUUUCUAGUACUUUCUAGUAGUUUUCUUACAUUAGCACUAUUUCUUAUUACUAAUACCAACAUAGUUAAUCACUAUUAACUAUUUACAAUUUCUAUUAUAAAAUAUAGAUUUGGAUUUAUACGUUUUUGUAUUUUUCACAGAUAUGGAAAGCGUCCAUAGAUUUUGGAACCGUUCCAAACUAUGUUCUCGGCCUCAAAAUAUGCCUUUGAUUUAAAAGCCGUACGGACUACACGUGGUUUGCGAAUUUGCAAAUUUGAUUUUAUAAAGUUAUAUAAGUCAUUAGACCUUACAAAAACUUUAUUGUUUUUAUAACAUUUUGGCUAUUUUCGAGAUAUAAUAGUUCAAAAAUUGCCAUAAAUAGCAUAAAUACAUUUUAUUUAGCCAUUUGAAAUUUUCGAGGAUUUAUUUGGUAAUUCAAAUUAGUUUCACUCGGCUAAUAUUGAAGACGAAAUUUAUCUUCAGUUGUAAUUAGUUUUUUCAAAAAGUUGAACAUUGUUUUGUGGGUUUUUUUCGUAAGAGUUUUGAGUUCAAACUUUGACAAAAAUCGUCGAAAUCACGAUAUUUCAAAACCUGUUCACCAGAUUUUCGCUCGAAAUCGUUUUGUUUCAAUGUAUUUUGAUGAAAAAGUAGUAGUUAAAAAAAAGGAAAAAAUUAGUUGUUUUAUUAAAGAAAAAAAAACAUUAUGCAUUCGUGACGGUAUACAUUUUAUCUAUCGAUCGAUUCGCAAAAAUAUUCACGCCGUGUCGAAUAACAUUUUCAGAAAUUAUAAAUUUGGGUGGGCAGGGGCAUGUUCAUGUAUACCGAUAUACCUACAUACUGUUAAUAAUAUUAUAUUAUAAUAAUGUAAACAAAUAUAUGUAUAUAUAUAUUAUGUGUUAUAAUACACUUGGCCAUAAACAUGAUUUAUUUUUUUUUUCGUUUCAGGGUUACCCGUGGUGAUUUAUUUUCUACGUAAAAAACCCAUUACACCCUGUAAUUUUGAACGAUAUAAACGGAACGGCACACGGAUAAUGCGUGGUAACCACGUUACAAUAUUAUCAUGACUGGAAACAUUGAUUUUCAAUAACCUGGACCAAGUUUCGAAGUACACACGAAUACCGCCCAAUAUGAUGACAAUUGGAAUUUUAACUAGUGAGUAUUAUCAUGCUUAUACUUAUUUUGCUACUAUACAUAUACCUACGCAUACAAAUGUAGUAUGCAUAUGACGUACGUGACCGAACAAUAAAAUAUUUUAUACUUAUUUUUUAUGAAAAUUAUUAGCCGCCAACGCGAUUUACAAUAUUUAAAUACUAAAAAAGAUUAUAUUAUAUAGAUACCGGAUUUUUUUUUUUUUUUACUAGACGGCAUUGUUGCACAUUUUGUCGUACUAUACAAGUAAUAAUGAAAAUGUUUUACAAUAAUUUUAGAUUCUGAAUGAAGCGUGAAGUGUAUUGGUUCCCCCUUUUUUUUAACGACUUUUCCAUCAGAAAUCUUACUCCGAUCGUCCAGUUAAGUAUAAGCAAAUUCCGGUGCACUGAAGAGGUCGGUUUUUUGUUUUAAUUGUAGUUUUUUUAAAAGUUUGGAUAAUCGGGAAAUAUAUUGUUUAAUUUGUAUUGAUUUCUGCGUUACCUCGGUAACAAUGGUAAACCACGAUUGUAAUACAAUUUUCGUUCAGAAUUUAUCGACUGAAAUCGUAAAUAUCACGGCCUUUUAAACAUGUCGUAUAAUCGAACUCUACUCAGAAUUGUUUUUCAUUAACAAAGAUUAAUCGUUGCUUACAGAUAUACAUUAGAUUCUCCUGUACAUCCUACCUUUAGAACUAAUCAUCUAAAACAAUAUCCUAUACUCGUGAGAAUUAUCGCCUUUUUAAAAUAUUUUACCUAUUUAUUUUUUUUUUCUUUUACGUGUGCCUCGACUUAUUAAACAUUUUUAUUGCUUUAAUAACGGCAUAGGAGCUAGACAGUGCUUGGACAAUUCAAAUAGAAAGUGCAAUUUACCUACCUUUUUAUUAAUUUUUGUUUUCUAUAAUAAUAAUAUAAUGUAUUCGAAUAUUUCCCCCCCAAUUCCUCACCCGCUUACUACAUAUUAUGUAUUUAUACGUAUACUAUACAUAGGUACCUAUGUAUUUUCUCCGCUUUCUUCUCCGUCAUUCCCGGCCGCCGGACAAGGACACGGUUCAUAGAGUAGUUGAUGCGGUUUAUCAAUAGACAGCAACAUGAUAAUAACAACAACAACAACAACAACAACAAUAAUAAUAAUAAUAAUAAUAAUAAUAGUAAAAAUAAUAAUACAACGGCAGCCGACAAUGGAUGAAUAUAGAUUUCCUUACUUCCUGAUGAUUUUCAUGAAUUUAUUAUAAUUUAGUGUAACGCCCGAGUUUUCCUUCGUCUAUGUUAUUAUACUCGUAUACAGGUGUGCAAAAUAACGGCCGACAGGCCUAUGCAUGUAUGUGUGUGUGUGUGUGUGUGUGUGUGUGUGAGUUGGCGUAAAUUGUUACAAUUGUGGCGACAGUAGCGAUAACUGAACAAAAUAAUGUAUUUUAAAAUUAUCAUGUUUGGUUUCAGCAAUAAUAUUAUAUAGCCAACCGAUAAUUUAUUUUAUCAUUGUAAUACUUGAAUAGGAAUCUCUUGUUUUUUUUUUUUUUUUUUUUUUUUUUUUUUUGUUUAAUCCAUUCGAUAAACAAGUGAAACGCAACUAUGCAUAUUCGUGUAAAAUGUGUAAUUUUUAUUUUUAUUUUAUUGCGGUUUUUGUCAUGAGAAAUGACAAUAAUAAUAAUAUGUACGCUACGUAUGCAUUAUUUUAUCGUUUUCGAAUAUUUAAUAACAAUUUUGAAAAUAAAAUUCAGAUUUUGUUUUAGAUUCCGAGUAUUAUAGCGAAUUGACUAAGAUGUGUGCUUUUUUCUCGGUAAAGCGAAUUUUCCGCUUGGCCAUUUUUGGACUAUUUAUAGACAUUUUAAUUUUUCGAGUGUUUUACGUAAUGUUUAUUCGGUAGGUACUCUGUGAAUAAAAUUGUUGGGCCAAAUACAAAUGCUUGACAAUGGAACACGAGGUUUAUUAUAAAUUGUACUUAGUGGUCAACAAGAAAAAUUAGAGUGUAGUUUUUUUUUUUUUACAAGAAUUUCAAUAUCAAAGUUUGAAAGCAACACUAUUAAUCAAACUCUCUCAGAAUCGUUGUUCGUGAGCAAUGGUUAAUCGUUGCGUACAGACAUACAUAUAUUAAAUUUCCUCUCUACCUUCCUAACUUCUCACCUACAACAGUGGCCCACCUAUCGUGAGAAGUAUGUCCGUCGUUUUUAGUACAAUACCUUUACUAAUUAUUGUAAAUAUCGCACAAAUCUGCAGUAAGUCCGUGGUUUUUAUUGCAAUUUUUUUUUUUGUAAAUUUCGGUUGGGUUUAGCGAUAAAGGUUCGGUAGAAAUAAUAAAAUAUUUUAUUGUAUUUUUUAUAGUUAGCUAAUGAUUGUUGUGAUUAUGUCUUUGCGGACGUGAACACAUAAUAAUUUUAGACAAAUAAUAGUAAGAAGGGAAAAAAACCAUCAUUUUUCUCAGUGAUGGAAGCUAGUAUUAUAAUAAUAUAUAUAUAUUGUAAUACUAUAUAUAAUACGGAUGUCCUUCACAGUUCACUAGCUACGCGUAUGACACAAAUCGAUUGCCGUUUUCUUUUGUUUUCCCUGUGAAGUAGAAUUACGAAAAAAAAAAACAACAGACCCGUAAAAGACUUCCCUCUUUUUCGUGCAGCGCUUCUUUUUUACAGCGAGCGAGACCGAGCUCGGCGGUGGCGGCGACGAUGUACCCGACGAACCGUGAAAGGAAAAACGAUUAUCGCGUGGCGGCGGUGGCGGCGGCGGAGGUUCGGUAUAAUAUUAUUAUCAUCAUGGUCGAUGACCAAAAAACGGUUUUCCGUAUACUUGCAUACAAUGUUAUAUAGGUAUAAUACCCCUCGGUCGGUGUGUAGGUACGAAAAAUUCGUCGGCCGAUUAUUUAUUAUAACGGACCGCGGACCUGUUGAUCUCGUGAAAUCGCGAAUUCGACACGAACUCGCGCGGCUCGUCUUCGUCGUCGUCGCAAUUCACAAUCAUCAACAGGUGUAUCGUCGGAUAUAAUCAAUUGGUUUUGUUCGGAAAAUCGGUUAAAACAAAUUUUAUUUUUUUUUUGUUUCUCCCGACGUAACGUCACGAGCGCGCAUAAUUGUAAAAAAAAAAAAAAAAAUCAUAAUAAUACAAAUAUAUAAUAUCAUCGUCUUCGAUAUAAAUUAUCGCGCGUACACCAGAUUAUAAUAACAUUAUACCGCGUCGUGUUAUUUAUUUUAUAUACCUGCGCGUAGUAUAAGUACCGUGACCAAUUAACUGCGUGUACAUUUGGGAAUUGUCGGCUGACUUUUUCUUUUUUUUUUUUACACCGAUAUAACGUUAUAAUAUGAUAUUAUGUCGGACUACAGUAUAGAAAAAAAAAAUAGCGUUUUAUUACGUGUGUGUGUGUGUGUGUGUUUGUAAUUCGCAUCGAGAAUCUGUAUUAUACGCAAUAAUAACACUAAUAUGUAAUGACUUUCCCGAGUGUAAAUAUAACGUCUUUUGUCAACUCGGCGCGACGAUGACGCGACGUACCGCCUAUAUAGGUACCUACGUAGGCUGUCCCAUAAAUAUAAGACACGAAAAUAUAUCGGAAUAAUGAAAAAUGAAUUUUAAACAUUUUUUAACGCGAUAAAUUAGACGCGUUUUCCAAAUUUUUCCGCAUUCAGUCACUUUUCAGAAAAAAAAAACAAUGCGUUUUUACCCGCUUGAAAAUACCAUCUCGGAAAUGCGCGCAGCACAUGCCUCGUCUUCAACACUUUCUCGACCCGAACCGAUACGCUUUUUCGAGACAUUACGUGUGUGGACUAUAAACUUCGGUCAUUUUUCUACGGAUUUCGGCCGAAGUAACAUUUUAAAAAUUAUAAAGAUCAAUUCAAAAGACUUCUUCUUCUGUGCAACUUAAAUAUUGGUUUUCCGUGUUUAUGCGUGGCAGACAAAACGCUCAAGUAUCAUAGUUGUACUUCAUAACACAUAGAAUACGCAGUUUAUUAACUAAAUUAUCAACGUUGGAUAUUUCCGGCCGAUAUGGUACAUUGUUUACGCUAAAAAAAUAACUCUGUACCUUAUUUAUCGGACAGUUUACAUCACAAACUUCACUUCACGGUGAUGAUAGGGUUGAUAAUCGCGGACACUUGAAGUUGUCGCAAAACAUUAUUAUACUCGCAAUAUUAUUAUUACAGCCGUUACCUACAUUUUAUAGUCGUAGUGAAAUGUUCAAAACAUUCUGGCGAUUUUCGAGCUGUUUAUAAGCGUCUGAAGUUUUGCGUGGUUCUUUUUUCACAGACUCGUUCGAUUUGCUAACUUGAGUCGUUUUACAAGAUGUUUAAAGUGAUAAAAAUUAAGGUGAAUUUUAAUAUGAAUUUAAUAAAUUAGGGGUGUAUUUUUAUGUUUUUACUUCCCUACACAGAACCAGCGUUAGCAAAAAUCGACGGAGAGCUGUGAUUAAAAAUUUGCUGACUCCAUACACUAAAUUUACCGACUUCGAUAAAUGUUUUUACUCAUUACUUUGUUCUUUAAUAAUUAAUACAUUUGUGAUAAUAUAGCCUGUAUAAGUAAUCGCGUGAUAAAAUACCAAAAAAAAAAAAAAAAACUAAGAAAUUAUUUGUUUUUCUGAAUUUAAAACUAAUUUAUAGCUAAAGUGCUGAUUCGAACAAAAAAGUUUUAGGACAGGAGUUAAAUAAUUAGUUUCUAACCUAUUACCUAAUUUAAAACUGUAUUUUAAAUAGUUGUUACUUAUAAUUUAUAUCGGACAAUGUCGACAAUGACUAUGAGAAAAUUCGUGUGUUUUUGGUUUUGUUUAUUAUUAUUGUUUCGAAAACACGAGCAACCGCCGACGGUGUUUUACCAAAUUUGGAUUUACUUUGCUGCUGCUGCCACUGCUAACUACUGUUGCGAUAAUUGGACGUUUUGAGAAAAAAAAAACCAGUUCGUUCGCCAGCGCGCUGUGAAAAUAAAAUAUGUUUUAUUAUAUAAAUUAGGCGAAGUAGAACGAAUUCUGUAUGGUUUUUUUUUGUUUUCGUAAAAAGAAUAGUUUUCAAAAUAUAUCGGUCUCUCGUCGGUAUACAAUAUUAUAACGGUUACCGCGGUCGUUAUUCUAUUCAAUCAAUCGUGUGUUCGAACUGUGCGAUGAUUAUAGAAGUAUAGGAUGCUGCGAUGACCUAAAAUAAUAACAAUAACAAUAAAAAAAAAAAACCCGGACGUACUUCGUACCAUGGCUUACCUGUAGUAAGCCUGCACUGUCGUAGGUGGGAACAUUUUAGGAUAUAAGAUAUACGGUGAUUAAAUGAUGUAUAUAUUAUACUGAAAUCAACAAAGAGGCAUUUCAAUCGAUUCUAAGCGAAAUAUAAGUAUAGGAUUAAUCGAUCGAGUUUUUUGGCAAGGUAACACAGAAUGAAACAAAAUGACGUUAAAAACAUCAAAAAGCGCAUUGCAAUUUAAAAAUGCCCAUUUACCUUAUAAAUAAUCUGCGAACCGAGUUUUUUGCUUUUUAGCUUAGGUAUUAUAGUAUCGGAUGUAGCGCGAAAGUUGUAUCAUCAUCGCCUAUCUACCUACUCUGUAAUGCUGAUUUAAAACCAUUAUUUCUUAUAUUCAUGCGCAGUACGUCAAUAAUUAUGCAUCAAAAAUCAAAAUAUCAUUUUAUAUUAUAUAUAAUACAUUUUCAUAUUUUCUAUUGUAUAGAGGAGAAGAUACUCGAUUCUAUAACAUGCAAUUCGAUACAUCGGGAUAUUGUAUGACCAAUAUUUGUAUUCACCUACUUACCUAAUGCAUAAAAAAAAAAAAAAACCUUACAAUAAUUAGAUACCUUGACUGUGUUAUAUAAGUAUACGUUAUAAUACGGUUAUUAUUACACGAGAAUAAUACGAAUUUUGAUUCGAACGGUCGGAGUAUGAUAUAGGAAUGCAUUCUGACGAAUUUCAUAGGUGGGAGGGGGGGCGAAAUAUUAAAAUAUUAAGAACCAUAGAAAUUAUAUAGAACAGUGGUGUGCAACCUUUUUUGAUCCACGACCCCUAAAUCAAUUUAUUUCGGCAAGACGACCUCCUUAAUAUAUACAAUAAUUAUAGUCGUAUAAAUUAAAUCAUUAAUUUUAAGUAGUUUUGUUUAAUUUAAAUUAUCCAAAUUUUUGAUUCCAAAACAUAAAAAAAAAAAAUUACACAAUUUAAUGAGACCCUUGUGAUUGAAUUGUAUACAUGAUUGAAUUUAAAUUGGAUUUGAUAUUUGAGACUGCAACUCUUAAAUCUGUUUCUACAUUUAAUCUGGAGUGAUGUUUGUUUUUUAUUAUCGCUAGUGUUGAAAAUGCUGUUUCGCAUAAAUAAGUUGAAGCAAAAGAAAGGAAUAAUUUCUAAUUAAAUUUAAAAAUAACCCAUACCUACUGCGUGAUUCAAUAGAAUUUACUGUCGCAAUAUUAAGAUAAUAAUAUGGCAUGUUACGAUGGAUACGGCCACCGACGGUACAAGAAAUAUUACGCUGUAUAAAAUAAUAGAAUUAUAAUUAUAUUAAUUAUUUAUUAAUAUAAAAUAUAUAUAAUUUAUAAUUUUCAUUUGAUGUAAAAAUAUUGGUGACCCCCUGUUAAAAUUUCGCGACCCACUUGGGGGUUACGCACCAUUGAUAUAGAACAUUGGAUAUUUUUCGAUAUGGAACAUCAUAUAAACGGCGUAAGGGAGGAAAGCGAACGCCCCAUCCCUUAGUAAAAAUAUUAGGUAAAUAUGGUCAAACGUGACGUAUUGUCUAAUGAGCGACGUGAUAAUUUAAGUACCGCAUGGCGAAAUAAUUAUUGAAAUAAUGUUUUGUUUAUGUAAUUGUUUGAAAUGCAGUGGACGCCAGCGGCGUCCAGUGUAACUCACUUUGGGACCAGCACAAAAUCGGUCUUAUGACCGAAUGAACAUCAAUAGGCUAAGAGGAGAAAGCAUAGAAUGUAUUUAGAUAAUGUGUCCGGACCGUCCCAAGUGAUUUUGAGUCUAAGCGACUUAAACCUUAUAAACCUUAUGUCCGUGAUCCUUAUAAGCAGCGUCCACUACAAUCGUAAAAAAAAAAAAUAUAUACAUUUUAUAAGUAAGUACACAGACUGUUACUAUGUUUACUAUGUUACUAAGAUUCUGAGUGUAUAGCGCAGAAGUCACUAUUUGUUUUACUAAUAAAACGGGCUUUUUUUUCUCUCUCUUAAAAAACACUUUUUUGUUGGUUAGUCGAUAAGUAAAAAUGUUCUAAACCGUGACUUCUCAUGUGACGGCAUUCUAAAAGACGCGGAUUUUUCGUGGUAUUUUAUUCAAACAAUUUUUCUCGUAGACUUCUGAAAGUUUUUUUUAGAAAAACUUUUAAUGAAAUGACGUUUUUAUUUUUAUUUGUUCCGAUUCCUCUUGUGGGUUACCGUGGCUCAUCGAAUAAGAAUAAACACGAUUAAUAAUUACGCCAGUUUACUGUGCUCCGAUCAGAAUCGUUUUUUGUUUGCAAUGAUUUGUCGUGUUGCUUUCGUGUGUAUAUAAAUUAAAUGAUCAGCUACCUAUACAAUAAACUGCCCUCUUACAACUUGAAUCCGACAACUUAUUUUUAUCUGAUUUACUAAUUAUUGUUUUAUCAUACAAACUUUUUUUACAAUGACAAAUUAUUUUAUGUUCUCGGUUUUAUUUACAACAUAUAAUGCGGUCACAUAUAAUUAAUUUUUUACCGAGUUUGGUUUAGAUAUCUAGGCAAACCAAAUAUAAAAUAAUACGUUCAAGCGCGUAACAUAAUCAUACAUCAUAUUAUAUUAUAUAAAUUUGAAUCUAGUUUCAUGUGUAGUUAGUACGUAUACGGUAAUGAAUUCUCAGCUGUAAACCGUAUUACCGUAUUACCUAUACUUGCAGCAAGGUUAACGUUUAUGAAUUAGUUCAAUAUGGUAAUUAAAUGUGUAGUCACAUAAUGGUGGUUCGGUUUUGAAUAAUUGAAAUCGGUUUAGAUGUAGGUAUAGGUAUUGUAGACGGUGACGUGGAUACACCUAAUUCACACCAAUUAUACGUUUUUAAAAAUACCUAUUGUUUCUCGAAUAAUAUUGUUAUUAAAUAUCAUUGCUAUUAUGAUAGACCAAUAACUGCAGCUACGCGGUAUGUAGUAAUUAUUGGUAUAUCGGUAAAUAAUUUUAAUAAUAAUAAUAAUAAUAAUUGUUUCUAAAUAAUUAUUAUUAUAGGUGUCUACUAUACGAUAGUAUACCUAGGUACGCGUUAUAAAGUGAUAUAAAACUGCAACGUUCAAAAACAAUGAAAGACCUCGCGGUGGAAAACAAUAAUUACAAAAACAGAAUAUUAACUAUUUAGGUAUACAUAGGUGUAUUUAUUAAGAUAAUUACGCCCACUUUAACACCGGACGGCUCCUGUAAUCCACAGUUUUUUGAAUUAUUGUUAUUAUAAUACACGCGUUAUAGGAAACCAGAAAAUUGGAUAAUUGUAUACAACACCGUUGGCGUUUAUCGUUAGCAUCCGUUAGUAUUUGCCCCGAUUCUCUAUCUAUUGAUAAACCUCAAACGACGAUGACGACGACGGUUUGAGGAGAGAAAAACCACACAACCGUAAUACGAGUAUAUUCUAGUGGUAAACAAAUUGCUUUGAAAGUCGAAACUGCCACUGAAGGCUUAAGACAACAAUACAAUAUAAUAUUAUAAUGUGACCGCAGUCCAAAAUCAAAGAAAAAUAGGACGGAAAAAUGUAUAGCUUCAGUGGUUUUAAAACUAAAAACAUAUUUUAUUAGAAAAUUAUAGGUUUCAAUUCCAUUGCAGGGUCGUUGCAGAAAACGUGUUCGUUUGCGAAGAUAAUCGCGGAGAUAUUACCAGAUUUUCAUUCUCGCAAUUUUUGAACGGGAUUACGAUUUUUCAUCCGAUUUAUCAAACUUUUUAUUACCUAUCUGUUUUUAUACUUUUUUCCCCUUCGCACGUUCAUGAACCGUAAUAUCGGUAUUUUUAAAACAGUAUUAAUUUACCUUUGUUCUAUAUUAAAAUAAUUUAAUCUAAAAUAGUAUCUGUAACAAUAUAUAACAUCUCAAUGCUAUGCGAAAGUGAAAUCCGAACAAUGUCAAUAUGAUAUUUAAUGUUAUACAUAUAAGUACAGAAAAGCAAAAGUGAUUAGAGGCGUUUAACAUGUGGUACUAUUAUAUGUGUACAGAAUUCGAUGGGCCGAGUGAACUUCACCGUACGACAAAGUGCUAAAUAGCAGCGAGUAUUGGAAAGAAGAAUUAGUUUGGUAAGAAGGUUAGACCGAAAAAGUAUUAGGGUUAUUAGUAUUGGUAUUAGGGUUAUGAAUUUUUAGUCUAUAAAUGGAUACUCAGUUUACUGUUCUUUCUUAUAUAUACUAACGGUAUAAAUUUUAAACGUUUAUAAUUCGGCCGUCUAUUUGUGAAACAAAGUGCCAAUUUGUAAUAUUUAAAAUGUUAUUCUUUACUUACAAAUGCAAAUAUACAAUAAAAAUAAUAAUAAUAAUAAAAAAGAAGCAAAUUUCUAUAGUGGCGCUCAAACCCGAAUUAACACUAUCAUAGGCUCAAGGCACUAAACAAAAAAAAAAAAAAAAAACGAUCAACAGUAAAUUGUUAGAUUUGUCGCUAAUGAGAGAAAAAAAAUCAUCAACAUUUUUUUUGUAGGCUUUAGGCUGGCUAUGGCUAAAUUUUAUAACUUGAUAUGAUAACAAUUUUAAUAAAUCUUAAAAACAAUUUAUUUCACUCCAACAUAUAUAAAAUUAAAUUGUCAAAAAUCAAUAAAAAAUUACUUUUUUAUACCAUUUUGCAUAUGUCUUUAUCCUUCUUCACCAGUGGCGGCUUGAAGUAUGUUUAUCUUGAAACACUGAUUUAAUUUUCCACCCAUUUACCCACCCAUCCGAACCCAAAGUACCUCCACCCUACCACAAAUGUAUUGAAAUUUGACUAACUCCAAAAAAAUUUAUCACAUGUAUGAAAUUUACGCAGUCUAAAAUUCUUUUAAUGAAUUUUAUUUUGUAUAAAUUUAAUAAUUUUGUCAUAUUUCUGAACACCCAGGCACUCACGACCCACACGCACGUUUUUUUGUGAAUAUUAACUUACAAUAAUAAUAAUAAUAAUAAUAAUAAAAGAUAUAAAUAUAAAAUAUUACAAACAAAUCGCGUAGCCACACAUCUUCGUAGGUCCUAGGCAUAGUGCCUAUAGUGAUUAUGCGUUAAUAUGGCCCUGGUGGCACUUAUUGUGUUUCACUAAUAGAAAACCAUAUUGAUAAAUGAUAAAUCCAGUACGAGUUUAAUGCUUAUUAUAAUGUUUGGAAAAAAAAAUAUCCUUUGUUUGAAUGUGUAUAACGCAUGGGGGGGAGUAAGGGUGGCUAUUUGAAAAUCCAUAGGUAUACUCAUUUCUGGUAGGUGUAAAGAGUAGGGGUAAAAAAAUGUUAAAACAGAAAUCAAAUUCACUUAAAAUCCUCAGAAAAAAUCGCUGGUUAAUGCAUAAUUGGAUCAUAUUGUAGAGUGAACAAAGAUACUAAUAUUUUAUCAAUCAGAUUUCUUACUGUAGGAACAAAAAAUCCCACUAAAAUUGUCUUGUCGUUAUUACGUAUAAUAAAACGUUUUUAAAAAUAUAACCAUCUUAUUAUGACAUCAUCGUACAAGUAUCAUAUGUAAAUGUUUGUUAUGUUUUCGUAUACGGUAACUAUAGUUACAAUUUGAUUAUUUCAGUGCACCGAACAAUCAAAGUUCAUAACAAUAAACGAGUUUUUACAGUUAUGGUUUAUCAUAAUAUAAUAUUAUUUUAGUUUUAUUAACUUAUAUAUCACACGUACCUACCUAUUAUCAGUAUUUUAUAUUCUAUAUGGGUGCACAAAACUAUUAUUAAAUUACAACUAUUUACGCAAUCGAAGGAUAAACUGCAGCUGCAGUUUAUGCGCGUCUGCUGCGUGUAGUAUAAUUUACAGUAGAUACCGUUAAUUAUGACACUCGGUUGUAGUGACAUAUCCGGCGUUAUGGCCUUAGAUUGAAGGUUCUGGCAAAACUUCUAUAUUUUAUGUAUUUAUUUGUAUUAUCUAUUAUGACGUUUAUGCAAUGAGUCAUUAAUGAGUAAUGACUAUACGGAUGUUAUGACGGUUAAUUUUGGUUAUAUUGGAAAAAUCAAACAAAUUUUAAAGAAAAUUAAUUAAAAAAUAAUACUCAUUUUUUUAAUAUAAAGUAAAUUAAAUUUUGAAAAACUACUUUUUCAAUUUAAUUUUUUUUUGUAUGUAUUGAAGUCACAAUUUAGUGAUGAAAAUACGACACAUUGAUUGUAAUAACAGAAAAAAAUAAGACGGUAAUAUAUAUUAACUAAUUCCUCAAUUUUUUUUUCGGUUUUUCGCAUUUGAUGAAAAAUGAUCUCCUUAAAGUAGCUCUCAGCACCGAUUUCCUUUCAGAAAAGGUGCAACACUUAAAAAUCGAAGUGAGUCUUCUGGUAGAAAAGUUGCGCACAAAUAAUAAUAAAAAAAAUAAACAUUUUUGUAAAACUAUAAGCUUCUUCGUUCCACUCAGAAUCUAAAAGUAAGCAGGUAUACAUUAAACAGUUUGUACUUGGUUUUAAAAUCAUUUGAGUAGAAUUUUCUCCUACCUAUUGCGUGUUGUAGAAAAUAUUCUUUGUGAAACAAUAAAUGCGCCCGAAUAGUAUUUGUAUACUAUAUUAAACAUACUACUUUUGAAAAAAUUGUGAAAUUUGAGCAUACAAAUGAUAGGGGUGGGGUUUGAAGAUUUAAAUCCUCCAAAAGGCUCAUCUUUGAUAUUAAUGACACUCAUAUGCGAAAUGUCACCCUACUGGUUCUAUUCGAGGUGGUCUAUAGGGGCUUUUAAAGCUUAAUAAAACACCCUACUCCCUCAGUUACACCUGUGAAAACUCGAAUUGAAAUUCCACCAGACUUUUAUAAUUUUUCAAUAAUACGACUAUAAUAAAACAAUUUUAAACCCCGAGAUUGUGCUCAUUCGGUCCAGAGAAAGCCGCUAAAAGUAGCAAAUAUAUAAUAGACACAAUAUGCGCAUAUAUAAUACAACAGUCUCUAAUAUUUUCGGCGAAAAUUCGACAAGAAAAAUGAAAACCGAAUGAAGAUUGUACAUGAAAGCUGUUUUUAAACUUUACUUUUUUGGCGUUUUUAAUAUGUUGUUAUUCUUGACGUGACUAUUUUUAUUUUAAAUACAGCGGGAUCUCGUUAAUCAGAACAAGAUGUGCGGAAAGGGCUACCUAUUACUAUUAAAACACAUUUUCUUGAGAUUUAAAUAUAAAUCAUUACAAUGAGCGCGUAAUUACUGUUUUGUCCUUUUUUCCUUUUUAUGUCACUGUUUUUAGAUGUACCUAUCCCGAAUCGUCUUGAGAUGACACUGUAGUCGAUCCCUCUUAUCGUUAAUCAAUAUAAACGCUUCUAACUUAUCCUGUAAUUUUAACGUAUAAAACUAAAUAAAAUGGUUCGAUAAUUCUCAAGUUCAUUCGGAUUAUCGCGUCUUUUUUUUAUGAUUAGCCUGCGUUCGGAUUAACGAGACUUUACUGUAUAUUAGGUGCCCUGUCUUUAACAGCCGUCAAUAUUGUGACGGAAAUGAAGGCCCGGGGUAUUUUUCUUCCGGCAUUAUAAAUCCGAGUUGUUUUUUUUUUUUCGUAAACAAGCAACAAACGAUAAUAUAUUUGUAUUUGUUUUCGUCAAUUCCCGAGACCGAAACAUAACAUAUACUCGAAAAAAAAAAACACGGUUUUAUUAGACUAUUAUAAUACCUACUCGUAUUUAGUGUUAUUAAUGAAUAUACUUUGUACAUUAAAUACUAGGUGUUAUUAUAAUAAACGCUAUUUAUUUAAACGAACUAUUUCAGAUUAGUGUAAGAUGCAAUCGUAUAUUACGGUUAUUUUAAAUCCAUAUCGUUUGAUAAUCUCUAGAGGAUUUGAUAUUUAUUGUUAUUUCUGAUUGUGUACGGUGUAAUUGAAUCCAGACCGCAAUAAAGUUAGACAGUUAAAAUGUAUCGGUUGUACUCGAGGUGAACCAGCACCCGGGUUGUCUGCACAAUAAUAGAUAGUAUUUUCGAACAGUUUGAGUUGAAAAAUUUAAAAAAAAUGGUUUUGAUUUUUUUUUUCGGCCAUUUUUGUAGAUAGUCAUUUAAUGGUAUUGUUUACUACAAUAUUUCUUUCGAUAUUUCACCGUUAUAUACCAUAAUAAACUGGACACGGCGACGCUUUUAAUUUUCAAAUAUCAAAACAUGUUUCCAAUCGAACAGCUUAGUUUCACAACAAUACGGAAAAACAAAUUGUUAAAUCGUUAAACCCGUUAAGAGGCCAUACGUGUUCAUUCCUGUCCUUCCCAAUGGACGUCCGUGUCUCGUGCUAACAGUGUAAGAGAUAGCCAAUAACCGCGCACAGGAUUUAAAUAUUCUAAAUAAUAUAUUAUUUACUAUUAGUAUUACUCCAUACAAGGACGAAAAUGUCUGGAAAUGGGAAUUUUCCGGAUGAUGACAUGGAUCGUAUUAUAGCUUGGUGCCCUGGUGACUUGAUAUUUGUACAUAACAUUUGACUUACUCAUAUUGUUUAAAAACUCAGUAAAAAGUUAUGUCAAGACACAUUAUAUUCGUUUUAGUACGUUUUAGUUUUAGUACCUAUUAAGUUUGUUUUUUUUAUACAUUCUCGUUUAAAACAUUAAAACGCGAAAAAAAUUUUAUUUGGGAAAUUGAUUAUGUAUACUUACGAUUAUGUAUUAUUUAUUUAUUUUAACUGUGAAAAAAAAAACUAAUAGUGAGGUUAUAUAGAAUAAUUUAAUUUAUAUUUAUUACGCAACGAUAAACCAUUGCUAACAAAAAACAAUUCUUAGCAGAGUAUUAUUAGUCGUAAUUUUUCAUUUGUUACUAAUCAAGAAAUCAACAAAGUUAUUUCCAUCGUUUAUUAAGAAAAUUACUAGGAAAAUAAAAAACAAAAUGACUUCCUAAUAUAACUACUAGAUCAAAAGUGCUACAAGAAAGAUUUGUGAUAGAAAAAACUGUUUACAAAUUCAUACACACACACACAUACACAUAAACACAUAGUUAAACCAAUACAUAACUAGCUUCGCUCAGUAUCUAAAAAAACUAUUAAACGACUCGGAUAUCAAGCGCGGAGAGUAGUUUUGAACGGGAUGUCUGACGGAAAAAACCGACAAACAACAGUUUUACACGGUUUUCGACGCGUUCUCGUCGAACCGUUUAAUAUGUUUUGUUCAUGUGUAUUUUACCCACUUUUCACUCACACACACGACUGUAGCACAAAAUGUACACCUAUAAAUUAUGAUUUUACUAUUAUGUUUUAGGGCUUAUUCUUGUCAUCACGACCGUCUCGUUUGCGGUACAAGCCACGACCAACAGACCGAAAGCUCAAUGCGUCAACUCGAAAGAUCCCAAAGGUUUGAUGUCGGCCAAUUGUGGCUACAAUGACCUCCUAGCCGUGCCGGACAACAUAUACCCCGACGUUCAGGUGAGUUGACCCGACAAGAAAAAAAAAACCCAAAAUAUAUAAUAAAGCCAAACUAAUAUCAUAUUGUAUAUACAUCAACUUUUCAAUAAAAUUAUGAUGUGUCUCCGUGUUUAUUUAUAGGACAAUUCGUACAGUUAUAGAGUAUUUUUCCUGUUCUAAUGCAGCAGAGAUUGAUGCGCAUUUCGUAUAUUAUUGAUUCUCGUCCAAUAAACUUACGUGCAUACUAUUCAUAUCUCGACUACGUAGGAGAAUUGUAUUCCAUUUGUUAUAUGCGAAAAAAAUUGACCAUCUGUUUAUUUCAUCGGUUUAUUUGGGUGUGAAAAAAAAAUGUAUACCGAAUACAUAAUAUUAUAUUAUCUAUACGAAAUGAAAAGUAAGCCUCGAGAGCUAUCUCGACGAAACCGAAAUGCUGGCUUGGUACUGCUGGCGUUUCUUCAUUUCAGAUUCUGAUUUAAUGGAACGAGGCUAUAAGUGUUACUUAAUUACAGUUUUACUAUAAUAUGUGUUUUUGAUAUUCAGGGAAAACAUUUAUUCGGUUAUAAUAGGAAAAACUAUUUGUUUUAUAGAGUACCUAUUUUAAUUAUAUUAUUAAAAAUGUUGUGAUUUUCUGUGUAGCUGUUUUGUGUACUUUAUUCGAAUGAAAAACUAUUCUAGAUUCCGAAUAUUUUCGCAGUCUUGCAAAACGUAGUCAAGUAUAAAAAACGGCAUAGAAAACACAUUUAAACGCCUUAUUUCAUCCAGUGUUUCACUAAAAAAGCGAACGAGUUUACAUUCACGUUCAUUAUCUAAUAAAACCAAACACGUUUGUGUUCACGUUCACGUUUCUUGGAAAACGAAUGCGUUCAAUUCAGAGGUUAGCUCCACGGGUGAAAAUUAGUACGUUCAAUAUUUGAUACUUUGAAAAACGGCGAAAUAUUACCAAAAAACACAAACAAAAUUAUAAAACGUAUUAUACGACUAAAUGAAAGAAAAAAUAAAAAAAUAACAAUUUAUAUCGGUAUCCGGUUUUUUUUUUUUUAAACCGAUAUUUCCCUAAAAAUAAUUUCAAUAAUAUAUCUUCAGAUUAUAAAAAAAAGUAUUAAUAUAUCGCGUUUUCAGACCAAUAUGCGUACAUGUCGUUCAAUGUCAAUAUUAUCUCACGGUUUCCGAUUUCAAAUAUAUCGGGUAGCGUAUAUCAAAAUGUCGGGGAUAUCGGUAAAUAGUGGUAUCGCGGUUUUUCUUUUACAUGAAAAACAUAUUUUCACGAAAAACAAUCGAAACCUAUUAGGUAUCUACGAUAUAUAUAUAUAUUGAUAAGAUACUCGCGUAUGUAUCGAAAAAAAAAAACAUUUAACCGAGCGCCUCUCGUUCACGCAAUCACGUGUUUCACUCGCGCGCGCGGUUACAGGCAAUACUGUACCGGAAUAACGUGUCCCACGCGCACAGACGUGCCUGCUCGUGUUACGAAAUGCGAGUAUUAUUUCGGAAACGAUAUUUUUUUACUGCAUAUAGUACGUAGUUACUGGUUUUUUUUUUCUUUCAAACGGUUUUUUAAACCGAUUAUAUUAUUAUAAUUAAAAGUUCCGGCACUCGUAAACGGUUUGUGACGGUCGGUAUACGGAAAAAAAAAAAAACUGACACGCAUUAUUAUUGUACGUAUUGUAUAUGGAUACGAUGUUAUUGAUAGUGAAUGCUGCGACGGCGGCGAUGGUACUUUCCGAGUUCGGGUGUGAUUCAGGAUAAAAAUGACCCGUACCGCCGGGAACAAACGUAACAAUAAUUACACUCGGCUUGUUCGUGAAAUUAGCUUGCAUUCUUGUACAAUGUAAUAUUUCACGUUUGUUUGUUUGUUUGUUUGUUUGUUGUUUGUUUUUUUUCUCUCCUUCUUUUCGUGCGACGGGAGUGCUUCCUCUCCGCGCGCGGUGAUUCACAAAACAACGCCGCCGUAAUGUUUCGAGAAAAUAUUCGUCACGUCCUCGUGUUAUAAUACUCUACAGGUAAUUGGUAUAUAAUACAAACUACACGUCCACGUUGUUAUCGCCACUGAUAAAACUGCGGCGCGUAUAACCGCCUUUUUAUUUAAUCGGCACGCGCGUGUCUCACCUUACAACGUACUUAUAUGUAAUGCGCCGCCGCCACAUUACGCGCGUCUUGUCACGCCAACACGUCAGUUACCCGGGUCGGGUUCGGAUAUCAGCGAGCGCGACGGUUUUUUUUCCGGUGGCCGGGCGGGGAGUUUACCGAAAUCUACUUCAAAACCGACACUUUUCGCUUUUGUUUUGUUCCGGUAGAUAAUUUUUAAUAAUUUUCAACGCGUAUAUUUCGUACGUUAUAGGUACCGGUUUUAAUGUAAAAUUAGGAAAUUGUAAUGAAAAAAAAUGUCGAACAAUUUCGCGUUUGUAUAGGGUUUUAUAGGUGUUCUCCGUCCGUGCCGAUAUUGUAAAUCCGUUCUGUUUGUGUAAUUCGCAUUUUAGAUUUUGAGCGGAGCGAGCAGUAUGUAUUGCAGGUUUUACAAUGAUGGUUUAUUAUUUUUUUUUUAUCUGUGAACGACUUUUCUACCGGAAAUUUUGCUCCGAUUUUCAUGUGUAGCGCUUUUUCCGAAACGAAAUCUAAUUGGGGUGAUCCUUUUGGAAGGUGGUUUUUUGAUUUUCCCAGAGGUUUUCAUAAUAAACGGGGGAAAACGCAGGAAAAAAGAAAAAUUUACAAAAUUUAUUAUUUUAAAAUCGUAAAUAUUACGUAAUUUUCAUUACGCUUGUGACCGUUGUGCAAACUUCACGUUUACGCUCUAGCAAUAUUCUAAUGGUAGACAAUAAUAACAACAAUGAUUUAUCGUAUCCGCGCGUUGUUCCAGGUGUUGGACUUGCGGCACAAUUACAUCGGCAAGUUGAGCAAGGACAGUUUCACGCUGUAUCCAAAGAUCAAGAAGCUACUGUUGUCGUUCAACCGGGUGAACAAGAUCGAGCCCGAGUCGCUGGAGGUGCUCGGCGAACUGGAAACGCUGGACCUGUCGCACAACGCGGUAGAAGAGGUGCCGGCCCACCUGCCCAAGUCGCUGGAGCGGUUGUACCUGAGCGGCAACCUGGUGACCGACACGCAGAACCUGCCGCAGGCGGUCGGCCUGCAGGUGCUGUGGCUCAGGGCAUGCGACUUGCCGGCGUACCCGGUGCAAGUUCUGUUGCCCAACCUGGUCGAGCUGGACGUGUCGGAGAACAGCCGGAUCACGGAGCUGGAACCGGUCCACUUGGCCCGCACGUGCCGGUUGGCCAAGCUGAACCUUACCGAAACCGACGUGUUCCGGGCCGGCCAACCCGGGUCGCACUGCCGGUGCCGGCGCGUCGUCGAGUGGGCCCGCACGUACAAGAUACGUUUGGUCGGCAUAGCGGCGUGUCCGGACCCGGUGGAGGCGGACAACAACGAGGGCGACGACGACCCGAGGACCGAGAACUGCACGAGGAUCCCGGACGCGGCCUCCCUUGCGUUCAACGAGUGCAUGUCCGAAUGGGAGCACCGGAACACGCCGUACUGGGCCAUAGGUUCGGCCAUGAUGAUCCUGGCGGCGCUGCUGCUGGUGCUGUGCUUCUGCGUCCAGCGGCGCCGCCGGCGUCCGGACAAAGCGCUGCAGAGCGUGCCGGCGUCCGACACCAAAGACCCGCAGAACAACGACUCGGCCGUGGCCGCCGCGGCCAAAAACAAGUCCGAACCCGCGGCCCUCUUGUCCUAGAGAUUUUCGCCCGGAAACCGUGGAAAAAUCCCACCAUCAAAUUUUUAACAAUUUCAAUUUAAUCGUGUACACCCCCCCCCUUCUCCCAUAUCCUCCCCGUCACCUCCCCACCCCAUUGGCCCCUUUCCCGAUCCUACCGUUCCCGUUAUCAUACGGACCAGCACUUGAUAUUCUCAAACGAGUAUGUAGAGAUAAAUAAUAUAUUAUAUAUAUUUUACUUUAAAAAAAAAAUACCACUAAACAACUACUUUAUUAUAUUUUUGUACUCGACCCGAGUCAACUACUAUAUGUGUGUGUACUUAAAUCAUCAUCAUAUUAUUAUUAUUAUUAUUAUUAUUAUUAUUAUUAUCAUUUAUACGUAUACGUAGUGUAAUUUUUAUUGAUAUAAUAUUAUUAUUAUCAUCGUAUUUUUAAUACCCGGACGUUGUGUGCAGCCCGCGCGUAGACGCAUAUAAUAUCAUAUAGGUUUUUAUAUUAUUAUUAUUUUCGUUUUUUAAAUCGUGAUUUGUCCGUUUUCCGUUUUUGACCGCACCCGCGUCGCGUUACAUAAUAUAUUAAUAUAAAUUACGGUAAACGUGACAUUUUUUUUUUUUUCAUGAUCUCUAUGCGUAGGGAGAUUUUUUUUUCCUGAAUAUUUUUCCUUGUAGUUUUUUUUUUUAUUAUUAUUCGCCGCGCUUAUAAUAAUGAAUUAGUAGUAAGCGUUAGUAUAAGCAAAUAACAGUAAUACGCCGUGUCCCUAUGCGUGAUAAUAAUAUGUGAGUAUAUAGCGAAAUCGUCUGUUUAGAAACGCGUUCACACGACAAUAUAUAUUAUAAAUAUAUAAAUAUUAUCAUUGCCGCCUCAGUUUUCGUUUCUCGUCGCUCUUUACAUUGUAUUACGAAUUCCAUACUGUCGGGACGGCUCGAAUAUUAUAAAAAAACACCGUCGUUCCGUCGCGCCCAGCGCAGUGUGCACAUCACCGCGCGUCAUCGUCGCGGUGUGUGUGUCGGAAAGGCAAACACGUUAUUAUCGCCGGCGCCCGGUUCUUUUACGAUACAGCGCACGCCUCGCAAUCCCCUCGAGAUAAGCGCAGAUAUCUCCUACUCGUACACAAGUAAUUAGAAAAACAAAUAAACGCGCGAAAUUCGCUUGGUAAUCGUAUAGCUGCGGAUAGCUUUCGUCGUGAAUAAAAUAAAAAAAAAAAAAAACAACACGUCUUUAGCACCGCGGCGUGUCGACCGGAAAAUGUUUUCGAAUAACGCCCAAAAAAAAAAAAGAACGAGUUCCGCGAGUGCUACGCAUAUCUAGAAGAAAAAAAGAAAAUUAAUAAACCGCCGACGAAACCCGACCGCAGUAAUAGACGUAUACGUAUACAGGUACCGACAUUGAGCUUUUGUGAAAUUUUUAUUCGUACGGUUUUCUUCGGAUCACCCGACGCCACUUCAGAGGGGGGGGGCGGGUGCGCGGUAAGAUUCAUCGGCUUAAACGGUAAUGCCGCUGAGUCAUCUGUAACAAAUGUGCACGUAUAACACAAUCUCUCGUAAGUCCAGUCACUAUACAUACUCACUAUUAUCGUCAUCGUGUCGUUUAUAUUAUGUAUAUCCGAUAUAUAUAUAUUUUUUUACUUAUAUAAUAUAAUGCAUAUGUUACAUUUUUUAUUUUAUAAUAUUAUAAAUACACUACGAUUUUUUUUUUAUAAUAUACAAUUUAUUAUGUUUUCGAAUAAAAAAAAAAAAUUAAGUAUUUAUUAGUUUAGGUAAGUUCAUUACACACACCUAUACUUUUAUAUUUAAUUAAUAUUGUAUUGUUUUUUUUUUUUUUUUUUUGUAUAUUUUAUUGUUUUAUUUUUAAUUUUAUUAUUCCACGUGAACAAAAUAUUACAAUUAUGGUACAUUUUUUUUUUCGUUGUACGUUAAAUAAUAAUUAAAAUGUCGAU